ACGCUGAUCGGUUGGGAGAAGGUUGUUCGUGACUCGUCUUUUGGAAUAAAUUAUUACCCCUUCGCUGCGUGUCAACUUUUGAAACAUAUCUCCAUCUGAAGCCAGUUUUGAGACAUAUAUUAUCUCGUGAUUUUGGAAAUCGGAGAAAGAGAAAGGAUAGAUAAAACCCAUUUCUCGGCACCAUGGCAGACACUAACUGCUUGGUGCGAGAAGGCCAGAACAGCUGUGUGGUGAAAUGCAUCCAUUGCGAGUCCCGGGUGUUGUCUCCCCAGUCGGCCACUUUCCUCAGUCAGUCGCAUGCACUGCCAACCCCGACGCAGCCCAAAGAUCAGCCAUCACCAAAUACAGAGGAUCUUGGUGAAUGGUGGGUAGUGGAUGACAUGUUCACCUUCGACAAUAUCGGCUUCUCCCACACGGUUGGCAGCACGAAGUACCUUGUGUGUGCAGACUGUGAGAGAGGACCAGUCGGCUGGCAUGACAACACCACCAAGAAGAGCUACGUGGCUUUAGCCAGGGUCAAGCACACCUAGCAAGUGGGUGUCUGGCCAAAGGGUGUGUGAAAAGUUGUGGGACAUUAAAAAAGAUUAAAAACGAAGAAAAAAAAAGAUAGAAGUUCUGUUCCGUUCUGCGAGGCUUAGAAGAAAAUGUUAGAUGAAAGAUAUAAUAUUCCUAUUUAAGGGGGGGGGGGAUGGAUGACUAAAUACUCUAGUAUAAAAAGAAUGGAAGGAUGUAAGGAAAACUGGAGGUAUUAACAGGAAAAUAACACUCCAUUUAGAGGGGAGAGAAAUCGAAAAAAAUAAAAUAAAAUCUUAACUUCGCACAAUGUUUGCCAGGGUCUUUAAGGGUGUGAGAAUGGCUUGCGGAAUUGAAUGUGGUGGCGGCGCUUUUAUCCUGCUUCAACUAAACUGUCGCAGAGGCAAGAAUUCUAAUUGUGCAAAUGCCAUGUAUAAACUAUCAUUGCAAGCUGACAAUCAUAUGAAUGUUCAUGGGGAAAGAUAUGUUAUUUAUGUUUUAGGGAUUGUGAAUAAGUUUGUGCGUUGUAGUUGUAGGAUUUUUUUUUUUUUUUAGUAUUAUGUAUUUUAAAUUGAUUCAUUUUUCAGUCAUUCCUUUUUAAUAUACAAGUUGAGGAAUCAUAUAAGUGGAUUAUGGUUUAAUUUAUGGGUAUGUGUAAUAUUAUAAUGUUAUAGAAAUGUUCACAAAUCUUUCAGGGUAAAACUUGGUAUUUUUUUGUACAAUGAUUCCAUCACAUGUAUAUGUCAUGUCAAUUAUUUAUUUAUUUAUAGUUGGUGAAUCCCUGUUUUUCUUUCAUUAUGUUGCACCACUUCAUGAAAUUUUUCUCCCCUGUUAUUUUAUUUUCCUACUAUUCUGAUCCACAUAUUCCACAAGUUACUUCUCUUCCCCCUACCUUCUUUCCUUCUAUUUUUUUUUCCACUUUUCUCUCCUUUCUCCCCUAUUCUCCCUUUCCCCCUUCCCUCUUCCCUCAUUCCUCAUUCCUCAUUCCUCCUCUGCCUUC
Messenger RNA from Penaeus vannamei (Pacific white shrimp), 1513 nucleotides. The record is from RefSeq and is a predicted model, not a curated record. NCBI's taxonomy places the organism in Eukaryota, Metazoa, Arthropoda, Malacostraca, Decapoda, Penaeidae.